Trichoplusia ni (cabbage looper) is the source of this 809-nucleotide messenger RNA. RefSeq names its product actin-related protein 2/3 complex subunit 3 (gene Arpc3A). Gene Ontology annotation, biological process: Arp2/3 complex-mediated actin nucleation; regulation of actin filament polymerization. Gene Ontology annotation, molecular function: actin filament binding. The record is from RefSeq and is a predicted model, not a curated record. The transcript is spliced from 5 exons. NCBI's taxonomy places the organism in Eukaryota, Metazoa, Arthropoda, Insecta, Lepidoptera, Noctuidae. Gene Ontology annotation, cellular component: Arp2/3 protein complex; cytoskeleton. Bases 172 to 708 code for a protein of 178 amino acids.
AUAUCAACUGUGAAGUGAAUCAUUUCUCGUAAAUUGAUAAAUUUAUUGAAAAACUUAUAUUUUAAACACUUGUCUUAAUUUAAGUGUUCAUGCUUACAAUAAUCUGUUGAUCGCAAGCGUUAAUAAACCUUGUAUUGCAUUUAUACUGGAUACUUGGGAGAAAUAAUCAGAAUGCCUGCUUAUCACUCGACGUUGACAGACUACACCCAAUCCGUGGGUAACUUAGCUCUCCUGCCGAUUCGCACAACGUUCAGAGGCCCGGCACCGACGAGCCCCAAGAUUGAAUUGGAUAUUAUUGAUGAAGCUCUCAAUUACUUUAAAGCAAAUGUGUUUUUUAGGUUUUAUGAGAUAAAGUCUGAUGCCGACAGGGUGUUGAUUUACCUCACCCUGUAUAUUUCUGAAUGCCUGAAAAGGCUCCAGAAGUGCUCCAACAAGAACCAGGGGCAACAGGAGAUGUAUAUGCUGGCCAUAUCUAAGUUUGAUAUUCCUGGAGAGUAUGGGUUCCCUCUUAACUCUGUGUAUGCCAAGCCAACAAGCACACAGGAGGCUGAUUUAAUGAGACAGUAUUUACAACAGAUGAGACAUGAAACUGGAAUGAGAGUCUGUGAAAAGGUGUUUGCCACAGAUGACGCUAAGCCCAGCAAAUGGUGGCUGUGCUUUGCCAAGAGGAAAUUCAUGGACAAGUCACUGUCAGGCCCUGGCCAGUAAGCAGUAUUAACCAAAGUCAAAUAUAUCCAUAAUUCUAUGAAAUAACUAAAUAAAUACAUCAUUCCAAGCUAUAUGUUAUGGUGCAUAAAGGAUCAUUUAGA